UUGCGAGCCCACUGAUGUGUGUCAGUACAACUUACUAUCACCGCCAUUGGCUUCUUUUUAUCUUUCUUUCCCCGGUGCGUUUUGGUGACUGCAGCCAAUAACCUGCAUACACACGCACUCGACGUAGCAUCGAAGUGAGACUUUCGGAGAAUACGUGAGGCACCUGAUGCCAAAGUGGGUUGGAAGCUGCAGUUGUAUUCAUUCAUCGUUGCUUGGUGUUCGGUGGGAGCAGCUGGAGUUCUCAUCCGGGCUUGAUGGGGAGCAAUCUGAUGUGUGGGGUUUGGACCUGAACUGUGUUUUUUGGUCUUUGCAGUUAUUUCGGCAGCCAACUUUAAGAAGCUUCUACAUGCGAAACGACAAAGUGAUGCUUUCAGGAAACGUCAUUCAGCUGGUCCAAUCCAUGUUACUUUUCUUCCCGAAAAUGAUUGAAAGAGUCACAAAAAUGCGUGCAAGUUCACUUUCUUCAAAUUCAAGAGGACGGCAAACUACUCAACAACAAAGGCACCUUUAUGAAAGUUAAUUCAGGGUAUUUUUUUUGUUUUUUUAAGCUUGUGGUUGUAUCCGGAACAUGUUUUUCGUCUUUUUUCAAUUUUAUUGGAGGAUGCAGCAAUUUCACUUUUUCAGUUUGAAUUGAGACAUUUUGCCUUCAUUUUUAGAUUUUAUUUUUUUUAAGGGGUGAGUUCCCUCAUCUCACGCCAAGAAACAUGUUGCAUAUCCUUGUGCCUCUGUUUGUGGUGUUGCUUUUGAGAGUGGCCGACAGCCGAGUCGUAGACGGACUGCAGCGAUAUACUUCGAUUCCUACAUAUCUACCUGUCACGUACCAGGUGCUCAACAGUGAUUUAGUGUUCUUUCUAAAAGAAAGCAAUCAAGACUUCAUGAGGAACUCUAGCCUGAUGUCACGCACUGAGUCUUUCUUCAUCUACCAGGCCAGGAGUUUGCCCUCAGUGAACUCCAGCUAUGGGCCCCUGUCUGUGGAGCAACCGAUCCCCUUAGAACUCCUCCAGAGCCCAGGAUCCUUUCCUGCUUCUUCACUUUUUACAGUUAAUUGGAAGGUUCAGACUUUUAUCAUGAAUACCAAGAUUCAUCUGGCCAAGCCCAAAGUUCAGGUUCUAUUUUACAUUGCAGGCAGGGACUGGGAUGACUACAGUGCCAUCAACAAGCUUCCCUGUGUGCACAUGUUUGCAUUUCAUGAGACCCAAGAGGUGCACGGAACCUGCCAGCUGAAGGGGGAGCUGGGUCUUUGCGUGGCUGAGCUGGAGCCCUUGGCCAGCUGGUUCAGCCCCCCGAGUGUCGUACCAGGACGCCAACGGAGCCUGGAAGCAUCUGAGGGUACCCCAGUGGAACUUUACUACAUCCUGCAAUCCACAGAGGGAGGCGAAUGCCAUUCAGAUGAGGCCAAGAAGGAAAACUUCCUCCGCUCAAGCCAGGAAGGAUUGUUUGGUUCCUAUACUUCCACACCUCUAAGAAGAAUCGGCGGUGUGAGACUCUACCAAAAUCCCAUCCCCCUCCAAUUGGCUGAACACAGACUGGAUCACAACUUUAUGGUUUUGGUGCCUGCCACACCAGUGAGUCAGAGAGAAACUGUCUCAACCUAUGUCACCGUAUCAGCCUAUUCUUCUGUGGAAAUGUUCACUCUCAGAGUGAAGUUGAAAGAAGGUGUGACCUUUCUUGGAGCCCGUCCUAGCAACCCCACGCAAUGGAUGUUAAGCCAGGAUGUGAGGAGUGAAGGACAUCGUGUAGUGACCCUCCGUUGCCACAAAAAAGAAUCCAGCUUCGACCAGGAGAGGGAGGACAUGGGACCUCAGAGGGUUUUACAGGUAGAUCUGAAGAUUGAGAGUUUCCCAGAGCUGCUGGGCAGCCGCUGGAUGACGUGGCAGGUGGAAUACCCGGCCAGCCACUCUGCCACGCAGGAGGCCGACACGGAGAUCCGACUGGCGCAAGAGGAUUUAGCAGGCAUCAUGCCUUUGGCCAUGAAUACUGAGAUUUUAAACACAGCAGUCCUGACCGGGAAGACUGUAGCUGUCCCUGUGAAGGUGGUAACCAUCGGAAUAGAUGCCUCAGUUAUUGAUGUCUCUGAGGCAGUGGAGUGUCGCACCACAGAUGAAGAUGUAGUCAAGGUGUCAGAGAGGUGUGACUAUGUUUUUGUGAAUGGCAAAGAGAUGAAGGGCAAAGUGAAGAUGGCGGUGAACUUUACAUAUGCCUACCUGAGUGCUCAGCUUGAGCUCAAUGUGUGGAUACCCCGGCUUCCCCUCCAAAUCGAAGUGUCUGACACAGAGCUGAGCCAGAUUAAAGGCUGGCGUGUGCCCGUAAUGGCCAGCAAUCCCAGGGCCACCCGUGACAGUGAGGAUGAUGAAGAUGAAGACAAGCGAGGAAGAGGCUGUACACUGCAGUACCAGCAUGCAAUGGUACGAGUUCUGACUCAUUUUGUUGCAGAAUCCGCCAAUCCCAGGAGCCAGACCAGCUACAUGUUGGGCACAGAUUGGCAGGUGGACAUUACGGAAUUAGUGUGGGAAUUCCUCAAGGUUGAGAACCCUCAGAUUGCAAAACUACUGGACAGACGGAUACUUGCGGGACGUGGCGUUGGAAUGACCUCGAUUCAGGUGCUGUCUCCUCUCUCAGACUCAAUCCUAGCAGAGAGGACCAUCAUGGUGGUGGAUGACAAAGUGACCAUCGCAGAGUUGGGGGUACAGUUGGUCACAGGACUUUCCAUGAGCCUGGAGCUCAGUCCAGGAAGCAGCAGAGCAAUCCUCGCAACCACAACUGCACAAGAGGUUCUGCGGAGCCCCAAACAGGAGGCCCUGAUCAGUGCCUGGUUGCAGUUCAGCGAUGGUUCUGUGGCUCCUUUAGACCUGUACAACUCCGAUUUUUUCAUCCUGACAGCCACAUCCCUGGAUGAGAACGUGGUGACAGUGCAGCAGAACCCCUCAUGGAAAUGGCCUGUCAUCGUGACAGAGGGAGAGGGCCAAGGCCUGUUGGUCAGGGUAGAAAUGACUGUUUGUGAGAUUUGCCAGAAAUUCAAACGGCGUAGUAUCCUGGCAGCAGGCAACUGUAAUGUCAAGGUGAAGUUUGGUUAUAGUGACAGCUCUCGAGGAGAGAGCAAUGAUUAUGGCACCGAUGGUGAGGAAAUAGAGAACAGAGGAAGGCCGCCCUCGUCCGACAGGAUUGGGCUUGACACCCACUACUAUGGCAGCUCAAUAUCUGACAUGGAGCAAGGGGUUUUUAAUGUGACAACCACUACUGGAAGCGGGAUUAUGAGCAGAACUAAUGGGGACAAACUCUCUGGUGAUGGGAGUGAGACUAUGCCGAUAGAUUUUGCUGACUUUCCCGCUCAAGUGGAUCUUCCCCGUGGGCGCAACAUGGAAGAUGACCUCAUACAGACUCCUCGUGGUCUCACAGACCUAGAGAUUGGCAUGUACGCCCUCUUAGGUGUCUUCUGCCUCGCUAUCCUGGUGUUUCUUAUAAACUGCAUCUCCUACACGUUGAAGUACCGACACAAAGAGCUGUCCAUUGAGGGCCAGGAGAAUCUGAACCAUGCGCAUGACUGGGUGUGGCUGGGAAAUGAGGUGGAGCUGCUGGAGAGCGAAAUCAGCUUGUCCCCCCAGCAGGAAGAGCAGACGUCCAUGAUAGACUCAGGCAGUGGGCUGGAGGAAGGCAGCCAUCUGUUAAAUGGAGGCUCGACUCAGAAGAACGUUCAAAGCCAAGUACACCGGGCGGCCGAUGUGGGCUGCCUGACCAAGGAAGGUAAAGGAGAAUCACCGACCACCAAGAGGAAGCGAGUACAAUUCACCACAUUUACCACCAUGCCCUUGGACAGUGGCUAUCCGACUGUCAGCACGCUAACCCGAUGCCACAACCAGGACAUUAAGUGGGUGUGUCAGGACGUGGCGCUUGGAGACUCCAAGGAGUUGCACAAUUACAUGGAAAGGCUAAAUGACAGUGCUUUAAAAGAUGCGGCAUAAUAAACUGAUGCACACAUCACAACUCACCCUUUUGCCUUUCAGGGGAAAGUGGGUCUGGAUUUAAGUUGAACUCAGACAACUCGAGCAUCAUAUCCAACCUGCCAAAGGCUCAACGACAUGUAAUGUGACAUGUAAAAAAAAAAAAAAAUAUUGAAUGAGGACUUGGUGGUAUUUUUUUUCUUUUGUUAAUUCCUUUUUGUUUUAUAGUUACAUGAUUAGUAACUUUACCAGUAAUGAUCCGCUGCCGAUAAAGCUUUGAAAUUCAGAUGGUACAUAGAAUAUAGGUUAUAUUUUGGUUCUCAGUUUCUCCCAACAAAUUGUUGCUGUUGAAGGAAAAACCAAGGUUGAACAAAAUGUGUGCAUGUACAAUAGCUGGAAAGAAAUAGGCACAAUGUUUUUGUUCCUCAUCCUCCCAAACAAGGCCAAGUGUACAACCUCAUACAAAUCAUUGUAUUGUUCCUCUGUAUGUUGUAUUUUCAUAUCAUUUAAGGAAUAUACGACAAUGUCAAGAGUGUGUAUCAGCUUUUAUUCAGUGUAGCAUUAUAAAAUAUCUCAUUUGUCUGGAUAACUUUCACCGUUUUUCAAAAAGAGGGUUUAAGAACAUCGACCACAUUAAUCCUUCUUGUAAGAGUUUUUGAUGCAAAGCAAUUUAGCCAUACUGCAAGAGCUUCAGUCCUUUAUUGCUGACCAGUAGAGGAAAAGAGUGGCCACUAAAGCAUCCCUGUCCUUAAAAAUAUGUCCUCUCAGGACAGCGAGAGCAUUGAAGGGCUUUUAAAUGGCUGGACAACAUGGUAAUGUGACAUUUCUUAUGCUGCCCCUGAGUUUUGUAAGCUUUGAAGAAAAUACCAAUUAAGGUCUUGUUAACCUCUGCCCAAAGCUGCCUGCAGAGCAUACUGAAAAAUUAGGGUGUGUUCGCAAGCAUUCAUGGAAAAAGAAAAGUGUUAUAAUUACAAGCAAGGUCGGACAUGUUUUUUUUUUCAUAAUUGCACAAAUAAUAAUAAUCUUUCAAAUAUCACAAACAAACGCAGCCGUCUGAAAAAUUAUAUUUUUCUCUGUUAACGUCAUUAAUGUCACAGUGGUGUCGACUAACUAUUUUUUGGCUUUCUGAGUGUUAUUAUUUUCCAUCAAGCCGAGAAAUGUUCCUAUUAUGUUAACUGUAGCUGCAGUGUUGCUCAGACUGUUAAUGAGCAACACUCGACAUACUGCAGUUUGGAUGACGGGAGACCUGAGAUACUUCAUCAGCCACUAGCUUGAGUAUAAUUGGGAAUGUCAAACUCACACAAGUAUACUCACACACAUUUGACAAGAAAGUUCAGUCUUUUUUUCUCUUUUGCCCUUGUUUAAUUAGUUCAAGCAGCUUGUUGGUUCUCACUUAUCUCCUUCAGUGUUCUUUCAAUUAUUCCAGCACUUUAUCAACCAAAAACAUUGCCAAAGAUAAAAUCACCAGUUUUAUGAAGCUACAUUUCUGUAUAAGUACACCAAAUGGUUCGGGUGGUAACCCACUAUAAGAAAUAGCUGACUGCCAGCAGAAUAUUAAAGGGACAGACAACUAGUAUAAAUGACCUUCAUUUGAAAAUGAAUUCAACUUCUAGCACUGUCAACGGUACUGAAGCAUGACCAUUCACAGCUAGUUCUCCUGAUUUAAAUGAAGUGGACCUAUAUUGUUGUCAAGUAUGUAAAUCACAUAUUCUUAGACCUCUGAAAACAAUGUUUAAACAUAAAAAAAAAACAAAGACUGCUUAUAGGUUUAGUAAUUUUGUGACGUCAGUUAUACUCACACACGCUCACUGAUACUCGAACACAGGUGCAUGUGAUAAUGACUAUUACCGUAUUGGCCCAAAUAUAAGACGGCCCUGAUUAUAAGACGACCCCCUUUUUUUCAAGACUCAAGUUUGAAAAUAUACUUUUUGAACACCAAAUUGUUAUACAGAAAAUAAUUACAGUACAUCCGAAACAAAUGAUUAUAACAAUAUAUUUGAGAG
Molecule: messenger RNA, 5941 nt
Organism: Corythoichthys intestinalis (scribbled pipefish)
Lineage: Eukaryota; Metazoa; Chordata; Actinopteri; Syngnathiformes; Syngnathidae
Product: transmembrane protein 132C
Exons: 9
Coding region: 705-3959 (1084 amino acids)
Source: RefSeq, a predicted model, not a curated record